Messenger RNA from Pipistrellus kuhlii (Kuhl's pipistrelle), 2043 nucleotides. RefSeq names its product armadillo repeat containing 10 (gene ARMC10). Bases 65 to 1177 code for a protein of 370 amino acids. The transcript has 6 exons. Gene Ontology annotation, biological process: negative regulation of intrinsic apoptotic signaling pathway by p53 class mediator. Gene Ontology annotation, cellular component: mitochondrion. Lineage: Eukaryota; Metazoa; Chordata; Mammalia; Chiroptera; Vespertilionidae. The record is from RefSeq and is a predicted model, not a curated record.
CGUCCUCCUCGGAGACCGGCCCUCCGCACCCCGCCCCUCGCCCCGCCUUCGGGCAGCCGCCGGGAUGUGUCGUGGCCGGAGGGGGCGGUUUGACUCUCUGCGUUUCCGAGAGGCGGGGCUCCGGCUCCCAUUUCCCCUCUCCUCCGGCGGCGCCGCUGCAGCUCCCGCGGCCGGCGGCCCGCUCGCUCCGCAGGCUCCAGCGCCCACGAGCCCCGCGCCAGGCCCCGCGCGGCGCCGGACCCCGCGGGGCGGCAUGGGCGGCGCCCGGGACGCGGGCUGGGUGGCGGCCGGCCUGCUGCUCGGGGCCGGCGCCUGCUACUGCCUCUACCGGCUGACGCGGGCGCAGCGGCGGGGCGGCCCGGGGCUCCGGCUGCGCCCCUCGCGGUCCGCAGAAGACUUAACCAAUGGUUCCUAUGAUGAUGUCCUAAAUGCUGAACAACUUCAGAAACUCCUUUAUCUGCUUGAGUUAACUGAGGACACUUCAAUCAUUGAAAGAGCUUUGGUCACUCUGGGCAACAAUGCAGCCUUUUCAACUAACCAGGUUAUUAUUCGUGAAUUGGGUGGUAUUCCAAUUGUUGGAAGCAAAAUCAAGGACCCCAACUUCAGUAUUAAAGAGAAGGCUUUAAAUGCACUAAGUAACCUGAGUGUGAAUGUUGAAAAUCAAAUCAAGAUAAAGGUAUACGUCAGUCAAGUCUGUGAGGAUGUCUUCUCCGGCCCCCUGAACUCCCCUGUGCAGUUGGCGGGACUGAGGUUGCUAACAAACAUGACAGUCACCAAUGACCAUCAGCAUAUGUUUACCAGUCACAUUACAGACCUGUUCCAAGUGUUGCUUUCAGGAAAUGGAACCACCAAGGUUCAGGUUUUAAAGCUGCUGUUGAAUUUGUCUGAAAAUCCAGCCAUGACGGAAGGACUACUUGGUGCCCAAGUGGAUUCAUCAUUCCUUUCCCUUUAUGAUGGCCACGUGGCAAAGGAGAUUCUUCUUCGAGCUCUUACGCUAUUUCAGAAUAUAAAUAACUGCCUCAAAAAGGAAGGCCACUUAACUAUUCAGCCUACUUUCACUCAAGGUUCAUUGUUUUCCCUGUUAUAUGGAGAAGAAUGUGCCCAGAAAAUGAGAGCAUUAGUUAAUCAUCCUGAUGCGGACGUGAAGGAAAAGGUAACAAUAAUACCCAAAUUCUAACUGGUAGGUCAUGCUUCCCAAAGAGUAAUGAAGUCUGGAAGUAAACAUCUUCUUUACAAAGGGGUUCUUCCAGCUGCUGAAUUUAAACAGUAAAUAUCAGAUUUCAUCAUUUCCACAGCUAGAACUUGCCAUGGUCUUCUGAUGUAUUUUGGACCAUUUUAUUUAUACCAAACAAAUAUAACAGCUUGUUCUGAAACAUUUCCUUUUAUUUUGCUCUUUGCUGAGCUACUUUAAUUAUUUCUUCUACUUGAAGUGACAGUGACCUUUUUAUAUGUAAGCUCCUCUUCUGCUGUUUGCUGUGAUUAGUACUCACCUGAGAGAGCAUUAGUAUGUGAUUGACUUUUCUAUGUUUAGAACUGCCGUAGGAAUGACCUUCUUUUAGUAGCAGUGAGAUCCUAUGCUCUUGAGUCCACCUGCCAGCCUAGCCAUACUGCUUUCAAAAGUCUAUUCUAGUUAUUAAAAUCUAUUCCAGUCAAUGAAAAUGGUAAACUUUUCGGAGAAAUGUUUCCUCCUGCUCACUCAUUCCCAUUCAGUGUGCCAGCAUGUAAAGAUGCUGUUAUAAAAUACUGAGAUCCAUCUAAGUGCCCACCUAUAGGCAAUUGGUUAAGUCCAUCAUCUAGUCUUAAAGAGCUGAGUAGGUCUGAAUAUGCUAAUGUGGAAAGACACCCAUGAAAUAUGAAUGUUUUUAAAUGAACGAGAUUUAGGCUAAUAUAUGGAUAGCCACUUCUAGAAUGAUACUCAGACUCCUGGGCAUGGGACUGUGAGGUGAGGAAAUGAUUUUUCUAUGUUCACAUUCUACUGUUUGAAAUUUUUACUAUGGCAUUAAUUUUAUCAUAAUUUUUUAAAUAAAAAGGAAAAGUAAUUCA